UCUCUCAUUCACAAGCUUAUUCUCUCACUUCCCCUGCGCCAGCAAACCCCCAAAAAGCCAGCCCACAUCCCUUCUCUUCUUCCUCUCCAUUGCUGCAUUAUUGAUAUUACCACCUCUUCUGUUUCUUUAUUUUCUAAGCCAAAGCAAAGCAAAGCAAUAGUCAGUCCUUCACCAACCCCCUCACUUCACUCCUCCUCCUCCUUCACCACCCUAUCUUCAAAUAUCUCUAUCUUAUUUGAGUUUGUUUGUUUUUCAGUUCCCUUUUGAGCACCAUGGGUUCUUCCAUCUAUGGUGUCUCUUCCUCCCACAUCUCCCUUCUCCUUUUCUUCUCCUUUCUUUCGCUCUCCACGGCUGCAUUGCCUCAAAACCCGUCUGGGAAAUCCUCACCUUCUGGUCAGAUCAACUCCAACUCCGUCCUUGUUGCUCUUCUUGACUCGCAUUAUACUGAGUUAGCUGAACUCGUCGAGAAAGCUUUACUUCUCCAGACGCUUGAAGAAGCGGUUGGCAAGCACAAUAUUACCAUUUUUGCCCCUCGCAAUGAAGCCUUGGAGCGUCAACUCGACCCCGAGUUCAAGCGCUUCUUGCUUGAACCUGGGAACCUCAAGUCCCUCCAAACCCUUCUUAUGUUUCACAUUAUCCCCAAAAGGGUUGGAUCCCAUCAAUGGCCUGAUCCCAAAACCGGUCCUGUCAAGCACAACACCCUUUGUAACGACCAUAUACGCUUAACUUCCCAAUCCACUGGCAAAAAGACUGUUGACUCAGCCGAAUUGGUCCGACCUGACGACGUGAUCCGACCCGACGGAGUCAUCCAUGGGAUCCAGCAGCUUCUCAUUCCCCGCUCUGUCAUAGAAGACUUCAACAGGAGGCGUAAUCUACGGUCAAUCACGGCCGUAUUACCUGAGGGUGCGCCGGAAGUGGAUCCUCGCACCCACAGGUUGAAGAAGCCAGCGCCGGUUCCAGUUGGAGCUCCACCGGUACUCCCAAUCUACGAAGCUAUGGCUCCAGGUCCUUCUCUGGCGCCGGCCCCGGCUCCUGGUCCCGGCGGACCUCGCCAUCACUUCGAUGGUGAAAGCCAAGUCAAGGAUUUCAUCCAAACUCUAUUACAUUACGGCGGGUACAACGAAAUGGCUGAUAUUCUAGUAAACUUGACAUCUUUAGCAACGGAAAUGGGGAGACUUGUUUCAGAAGGAUAUGUUAUAACAGUCUUGGCUCCCAACGACGAAGCCAUGGCGAAGCUUACUACGGAUCAGUUAAGCGAGCCAGGGGCGCCGGAGCAGAUUAUUUAUUAUCAUAUCAUCCCCGAGUACCAGACGGAGGAGAGUAUGUACAAUGCGGUUCGGAGGUUCGGGAAAGUGAAAUAUGACACACUGCGGUUGCCGCAUAAGGUAGUGGCUCAGGAGGCUGAUGGUUCGGUGAAAUUUGGGCAUGGUGAGGGUUCAGCUUAUUUGUUUGACCCGGAUAUUUAUACGGAUGGGAGGAUAUCGGUUCAGGGAAUCGAUGAGGUUUUGUUCCCGGAAGAAGAGACCCAAACUGUUAAGAAACCGGCUGCUGUUAAGGUUGCCUCCAAGCCCAGGAGAGCAGGUAAGUUGUUGGAAGUGGGAUGUUGGAUGCUUGGCAGUCUUGGAGGGGGCUCAGGAUUCCGAUGGUGUCAAUGAAUAUAAAAAGAAAUUGGUAGUGUGGAGGUGAACAAUACUUUUUCCGGGUAAAAACAUGCAUUCUCAUCUCAUCUGCGGUUUUAGGGUUAAGAUUUUGUGUCAUAAUACAGUGGAAGGGAAGGGCCUAGCCUGGUGAAUGCUUUUCAUAUCCUCAAAAAAGCAGACGAGAAAAAAAAAAGUCCCCAGAAGCAAAAGCGAAAAGUUUGGUGUUAUUUUGUCAUAAAUACUGUAAUUACAUACCAUUUUUUUAAUUUUUUUUUGUGUAUGAAUCAUUGCCUCUUAUUAUAUAAUGCAUAAUGAUAAUAAAUAUGAACAACCUUGGAAAAA
This is a messenger RNA of Gossypium raimondii (Peruvian cotton), 1982 nucleotides long. Its product is annotated as fasciclin-like arabinogalactan protein 15. Bases 273 to 1655 code for a protein of 460 amino acids. The record is from RefSeq and is a predicted model, not a curated record. NCBI's taxonomy places the organism in Eukaryota, Viridiplantae, Streptophyta, Magnoliopsida, Malvales, Malvaceae. The transcript has 2 exons.